GUCUAGUGCAAUGAUGUGAAGGAUAGCCGUGCUUCGGCAGUCAACUCCACAUUUGCAAAAACGAAGACGACCGUUCACCGCCCGAUGACCCUAGUUCAGGGAUUUUCUGGCCCAGGCCCUGAUUCGCGAAAUUGAUGACAGGGUUUAUCUGACCAAGCGCUGCCUUCCCACGUUUAAUCGAUAAACCGACUGAUUGUGCUCCUGCGUUCGUUUGAUACAAUGUGCUGGGUUACAGCUUAUCCGAAUGUCUUGACAAAGAACUUUGAAUCUACGGGGCCGUUUUGUUGAAGUUCCUGGCACAUGUAGUCACCCUCUCCACGAAGAUCGGAGACUUCUUUAUGACGGGCUCAGUUGGAUUCACUGAUAAAAGCCCGUCCGUGUUGGCUUCCUCUUCAGAACAUUUCCUUCGAUCCGUACAACAUGCAGUCCAUCAUACAUUACCUCGUCUUCCCUACAGUCGCACUGUUUCUUACCUUCGCGUUUCUGCGCUUCAAGGGUCGCAGAUCUAUAGUCUGGAAGAUUCGUGGACCUCCGAGUCCUUCGGCCCUCUUAGGCCAUGAACACCUCCUUCGUUCUCGUCAGCACGUCGGAGAUUUGGAGACGGAAUGGUAUCAGCAAUACGGUGCCGUAUACCGCACAAAGGGGUGCUUCGGACAUGAUGUUUUGUCCGUUGCUGACCCCAAGGCGUUACAAUACAUAUUUCAUUCGUCUGGAUACCGAUUCCCAAAAACGGGAGAUACGGAUCGCAUUAACGGGGCUGCCAUGGGACGAGGACUAGCCACAGUGAAAGGUGAAAUCCACCAACGACAACGGAAAAUCCUGGGUCCCGCCUUUACGGCAUCUCAACUACGACUCUUUUUGACCGUCUUUCAGGCGUCAGCUAUGAAGCUUACAGAGCAGAUCAACCAGCGCGUCGAGGACGGCAGAGUGCUCAAUAUGCUCGAAUGGACAAGCAAGGCUGCGCUGGAUAUCAUAGGCAUCACCUCCUUCCGAUAUGAGUUCAACUCGCUCACUGGCGGACAGACUGAGCUGAUGGCAGCGGUUAAUAAUCUUUUCGGCGAGUCUAUGAUGUGGCCAACGACAGUGGAACUCCUGUAUACCGCGCUCUGGCGGAUACUUCCUGGAUGGUUGCUAGUGCCUCUCGAGUGGAUACCGAGUAGAGCAACUAUGCGGCUAAGUCACUUUAGAAACGUUGCAACGAAAGUAUCGCGGCCGGUCUUCGAGAAGCAACUUAGGGAAGUGGAAAACGAUAUACAUCCGGCUGAGAAGGAUAUCGUUAAUGUUCUCGCAAUGUCUCAUCUUAAUGAUGAUGCGAGGAAGAAGAUGGACGAUGCAGAAAUUGAUUCUCAGCUGGCGACGUUCGUGUUGGCUGGCCAUGACACGACUGCGAACACUAUGGCCUGGCUUCUGUAUGAGCUGAGUCUUCAUCCUGAGGAUCAGGCAAGAAUACGUGAAGAGAUUUCCCAAACAAAAGCGAAAGCCUCGGGAGCGCUCACCUCGAGCGACUACGAUUCAAUGGUCUGGCUGAAUGCUUGUAUCAAAGAAGCCCUCCGUUUCCAUCCCCUGGGGCAUACUCUGUACCGUCAGCCCGCCCAGGAUGACGUCCUGCCUCUCUCCGAGCCUAUCACCACUUCAGAUGGCCAAGUGUAUUCGCAUAUCCCCAUUCGCAAAGGACAAGCCAUCUUGGCUUCGAUAUAUACGUACAAUCGACUUCCUUCAGUAUGGGGAGAAGAUGCCGACGAGUGGAAUCCCCGUCGAUUUCUUGACGGCCGGGAUGUUAAGCAAACCUCUCUUGGGGUUUAUGCGAAUCUGCUGACCUUCAUGUUAUGGAUAUUGGGUAUCCACUGAUUCGGUGCAUGAGUCAACACAUGCCCGAACUCGGCCUUCUCGGUCCUAGUAGUGACUCGCUCGUACUUUCUCUUACUUUCUCUAUUCUUCGUAUUGAUACUGGAAUAUUAUGGAACAUUAUAGAAUAAUAAUGACUCUAAUCUUUCCUUAGUAUAUAAACUCGUAGGUAACAUUGUAUUAAAA
Desarmillaria tabescens is the source of this 2031-nucleotide messenger RNA. RefSeq names its product cytochrome P450. Gene Ontology annotation, molecular function: oxidoreductase activity, acting on paired donors, with incorporation or reduction of molecular oxygen; iron ion binding; monooxygenase activity. The record is from RefSeq and is a predicted model, not a curated record. The transcript has 14 exons. NCBI's taxonomy places the organism in Eukaryota, Fungi, Basidiomycota, Agaricomycetes, Agaricales, Physalacriaceae. The coding region runs from base 421 to 1848 and encodes 475 amino acids.